Messenger RNA from Tetranychus urticae (two-spotted spider mite), 968 nucleotides. The record is from RefSeq and is a predicted model, not a curated record. Lineage: Eukaryota; Metazoa; Arthropoda; Arachnida; Trombidiformes; Tetranychidae.
UUAAACUCGAAACUUGGUGUAUAUGCUUUGUGUCGCGUCAUACUCAAUAUAACUUUGUCUACUUCGCGCUUCAUCCUCAUUUUGGUACUGGUUGUAAAAAGUAAAGCAAAGGCUUCUUAUUUGGACAGUUUGCAUUCGAUCGGCGUUCAUAAAGACCAUGAAUUGAAAAGAUUCAUAACUCAACAGCAAUUGUACAAGAAUAUCGUGUUUGCAACUUUCUUGAUCCUGCAAUAUGCCCUUGAUGUCUGGAACUACUUCAAUAUUGAUAUAAAUUCUGUUUGGAAAAUGUCUUUUCAUACAAUACUGGUUUCAGCUUAUCCUGCUAUAUAUUUGAUUAUCCUAAGAGAGAUUGUUGGUGUUUGUAUCCAUUUACAAGCAGCAUUUAAAUUGGUCAAUUCGAAGGUUGAUUCAUUGGUUAAUAACCAGUCAACAAAUCUGAAAUCAAUGAUUUGUUGUCGUCGUUAUUACAGCUAUGCUGUUAAGGCCACUAAAUCAGUUGAAAAUUAUUUUCGUUAUUUUGUUACCUUUUACUUUGUCAAAUACGCUUGUUAUAGCAUAAUGAAUAUCGUUGAUGCGUUCGGAGAUCGAUCAAUGCAUCUUUAUUGGGUACUUCACACUAUUAUUGACACUCUAUUGAUGAUCUAUUUAACUAUUAAUUUGAUCUCAGUCAAUUUAUUAUCUCGAGAAAGUUUGGAUAAUCUUUAUGAGCUUUCGUUCAAAAUGAAAAAAAUGGACAUGAAAUAUGAGAAUGAGAUUUUCAUUGGACGAGUUUUAUUCACUGAUGUUGGCUUUACUUUUGCGAACCUUUUCACCAUAAAUACUCAGUUCAUCGCCUCUAUGUUUACCUUAUCACUGACCAUAAUUCUGGCUUUAGCAAACUUCCUGUAUCAGUAAUUGUGAAUAUUUUACAACAAGCGGGGGUUUCGAGCAUAAGUUUCGUUCAUGGUUACUCGUCUGUAAAAAUAAUA